Molecule: messenger RNA, 2193 nt
Organism: Spodoptera litura
Lineage: Eukaryota; Metazoa; Arthropoda; Insecta; Lepidoptera; Noctuidae
Product: protein GPR107
Biological process (GO): transport
Cellular component (GO): Golgi apparatus; membrane
Source: RefSeq, a predicted model, not a curated record
UUAUCUCCGUCACCGACUGUGGGAAUGUUUUUGUGAAGAAUUGGUAUUUUCAACAGUAAAGAAAUAAAAGAUAUUAGAACAGAUUUAAUGUAAUCGUCAUGAAACAUGAUUUAUUUAGUGAAUAAAGUUGUAUUGUGCAUCUUGGUGGUAGCUGCAACGGUGUCCUGCAGAAUACAUAAACUGCAUCUUUCGGACGAUGAGCGUCGCUACGUGGAUCUCACGACCUUCGGGUUCUUCAAGGGCGGUGUACUCGACGUCAAGUUGGUGGAUUUCAUGAUGCCGUCAGGUCCUGUUUAUGGAGAGUACGGGUUCACGUUAGACCGGACGAUAAAUGCAGCAAUAAGUCCGUACCUAGCGCAGUCUACCUCCGCAACAUGUUACCUCAAGGAGACCGACACCAACAUACUGUCGCCGCAGCACCCUGCGAUCGUCUUUCUGAAGAUGGACUUCAAGAAUCUCAGAUUAAACGUGACGUGCAAAGCCAAAGUGUUACAUCUGUAUGAGAACAGAUCUUCAAUACCAGACACUAUACCAACUGAGGAAAAGUGUUCCUACACAAUGUUGCCGAUUACAAAGGAGACGAGGAAUGGCUUCGACUACUAUAAUACUAGCUUUGCGCUGUACGUGGCUACUGAUCAAGAAGAAGGUCUCUACAAUCUCUACUUCAACAAUUGUCCGAACCCCGACGCCGGCACGACGACCGCAGUCAACAUGAUUGUGGAAAUCUACGAGAGUAAUGCUGGUAACUUCUUAUCGGCAGGGGAGAUGCCACUUCCAGCGUUAUAUAGCAUGAUGUCACUCAUCUUCCUUACGUGUGCUGCCCUCUGGACUUUUAUCCUGCGAACUAGUCGACAGCCUGUCUACAGGAUACACAUCAUUAUGUGUGUCCUUGUCUAUCUGAAGGCUCUCUCUCUUGCCUUCCACGGCAUUAACUACCAUUUCAUUCAGACGAAAGGCGAACACGUUACUGCUUGGGCGAUUCUCUUCUAUAUUACGCAUUUAUUGAAGGGAGCGGUGUUGUUUGUGACCAUUGUACUUGUAGGCACCGGCUGGAACUUCAUCAAACACAUACUUUCUGACAGAGACAAGAAGCUCUUCAUGAUUGUAAUACCUCUGCAGGUUCUAGCGAACGUAGCUGAGAUAAUACUAGCGGAGAGCGAGGAAGGUGCCGCGGAACAUAACGCGUGGCGCGACAUCUUCGUACUGGUGGAGUUGCUUUGCUGCUGGGCAAUCAUGUUCCCUGUCGUAUGGUCAAUACGUCACCUGCAGGACGCGUCGAGUACGGACGGCAAGGCGGCCAUCAACCUGCGCAAGCUCAAGCUGUUCCGACACUUCUACGUCAUGGUCGUCUGCUACAUAUACUUCACGAGGAUCGUCAUAUCCAUAUUAAAUAUCACAGUGCCAUUCCAAUACGCGUGGAUAGACGAAAUGUUCCGAGAGAUGGCGACACUGGCGUUCUUUGUUAUGACUGGCUACAAGUUCAGGCCGGCCGCUGCCAAUCCUUAUUUCACGCCAACACAUGUCGAUGAUGUGGAGCCACAAGUACUGUCAGACAUCGGGGUACUUGAAGGAGUGACGCGGAUAGCGAACCGAGGCGACAGAAAACGGGAAGAUCUACAACCGUUAAUGCAGGAAACUAAUUACAAUUCUGAUUAGGUGUAAGUCUACUAUUAUAUAAUUACCUGUAAGUGACGGCUUGCCGACGUUCUAGUGAAACGUUUAUAAAAACCUCGAAAUCAUUUGUUACUUAUAUCAUGGUUCUAUAGGAUACUCCAUUUUAUUUAUCCCUAUGGCACCCGUACUGUAGUGUCGAAUAUACCAUACACUUAAACUUCUAUUUCUAUCUAAUUCAGUAGCUAAGUUACCUCUGUCUUUAUGUGAACUUAAUAUUUUUAAAGUGUUGAGAAAGGAGAAGUCAGAUGAUUUCAAAUCUCAUAAUAUUUAAUGGUAUAAUUGGGUAGAUGACAGGAUAAGAAAAUUAAAAUCUAAUUAGUCCGUCAGUUAGAUAAUGAAAGAAAUAUUAGACACGUAUUUUUUAUUUUGUUGUAUAAUAAAAUAAAUUGAUAGGUACUUAGAUAUAACGAAUCCAAGUUUAGAAGUGGAGGCUAAAAAGUCAUCUGCGUAUAAAAUGUACAUAGAAGUGACGUCGCGUGACAUUUCAAAUCUAUAUAUCGACAAAAGUAUUAGUUUCUG